CCAUCUUUCUCGAGGGCAAGGCCAAGGCCUGGCCACCGCGGCCAUGUUAAUGCGGGGCGAGCAGGUCUCUCUCUGCGGGGGCGCCUGGAGGAGAGGAGGAGCAGAUAAGGCAAUCGAAGGUGAGGAGACCUGUGCACCACAAGGAGCUCGGGCGCGGAUGGCGUCAGGGCGCCCCGAGGAGCUGUGGGAGGCCGUGGUGGGGGCAGCCGAGCGCUUCCGGGCACGGACGGGCACGGAGCUGGUGCUGCUGACCGCCGCGCCACCCCCUCCACCGCGGCCGGGCCCCUGUGCCUACGCUGCCCACGGCCGGGGGGCCCUGGCCGAUGCCGCCCGCCACUGCCUCCAGGACAUCGCCCUGGCCCACAGGGCGGCCGCCAACGCCCGGCCCCCUGCGCCCCCUCCUGCCCCGGAGCCCCCCAGCCCUGCCCAGAGCCCACCUCGGCCCACUCUGGCCAGGGAGGAAGAUGAGGAUGAGGAAGAUGAGCCCACAGAGACAGAGACUUCUGGCGAGCGGCUGGGCAUCAGCGACAGCGGAGGGCUCUUCGUGAUGGACGAGGAUGCCACACUGGAGGACCUGCCCCCCUUCUGUGAGUCGGACCCCGAGAGCACAGACGAUGGCAGCCUGAGCGAGGAGGCCCCCGCAGGCCCCCCGGCCUACUCGGUACCCCCAGCCUCAGCUCUGCCUGCACAGCAGUGUGCCAAGUCCCUGCCUGUGUCUGUACCCGUCUGGGCCUUCAAGGAGAAGAGGACAGAAGCCCGGUCGUCAGACGAGGAGAAUGGGCCGCCCUCCUCGCCCGACCUGGACCGCAUCGCGGCGAGCAUGCGCGCGCUGGUGCUGCGGGAGGCCGAGGACACCCAGGUCUUCGGGGACCUGCCCAGACCCCGGCUUAACACCAGCGACUUCCAGAAACUGAAACGGAAAUAUUGAAGCUCCGCCCCAGAUCCCGCCCCGCCCCCGGGGCCCGCCAAUCCAAGUCCGACCCAAUGCCCCCCCCCACCCCUGUCGUGUCUAAGCCAGCCAAUCCCCGGCGCCCUUGCAGUCAACGACCACCACCUCGCUGACCACCACCUCCCUGCCGAGGAGCGAGACCUAACAAGUCUCCCGAUUGGAGGUGUCGCCCCGUUUCCGCCCAGCGACAGACUAUUAAGUGAUUGGCUCACUCCCUGGUCGGGGCGUGGCUAGUUCUGAACCGCAAAUGGGCCCGCCCCUUUCUUUUUCGGCCUAGCAACAAGAACUUUGCUCUCGCGGCAUUGGCUCUUCUAGCCGCAGCCAAGUCGCAGGAUUGGGUAGUGGCGUGCCACUUCGGCAAGAAACCGGGCAGCUUCAUCUGAUUGGUUCGAAUCCAAAGGGCUUAACCAGUCCCUGAGCGUCACUAUUUGCCCUUCCUGAGUUCUCCCGCGUGAUUGGCUGCAGCUUCCUGGGGGCGUGGCCAAGGCCUCCGGCUCCCGGGGUGGUCCCGCCUGUGCUCAAUGGCGUUCUCAACACUACUGGACCUGGGCUCUCGUUUCUCAGCCCAGGCCCGACACCCGUCUCUCCGGCCCCCGCCUCAGGGAAGGCCCGAUCCUGUGUCUAGUGCCCUCUGUCCUGGCUCACCCCGCGAGGGCCUGCCAAUCGAAGCCCGUCCUCGCACCCGGGACUGUACCAGCGCCCCCGAGCCCCCGCCCCCCACAGGUGCCUUACUGGCCGCGGCCACCCCGGGACGGCGGGCGGGGACCAGGUCCGAGGGGCUCUGAGAUUAAAGAGUUUUACCUCCGACGGCGAGAGAA
Molecule: messenger RNA, 1767 nt
Organism: Erinaceus europaeus (western European hedgehog)
Lineage: Eukaryota; Metazoa; Chordata; Mammalia; Eulipotyphla; Erinaceidae
Gene: AKT1S1
Product: AKT1 substrate 1
Exons: 5
Coding region: 44-928 (294 amino acids)
Biological process (GO): negative regulation of TOR signaling; negative regulation of protein kinase activity; neurotrophin TRK receptor signaling pathway
Cellular component (GO): cytoplasm
Source: RefSeq, a predicted model, not a curated record